Molecule: messenger RNA, 3246 nt
Organism: Vigna umbellata (rice bean)
Lineage: Eukaryota; Viridiplantae; Streptophyta; Magnoliopsida; Fabales; Fabaceae
Product: putative LRR receptor-like serine/threonine-protein kinase At1g53420
Biological process (GO): protein phosphorylation
Molecular function (GO): ATP binding; protein binding; protein kinase activity
Source: RefSeq, a predicted model, not a curated record
CUUUAUAUAAAUUUCCAACCCAUCUGAAGUUGUUUUCCACUGUUCCUAAUUCGGUACUGAGUCAGCAUGAAGAAGAUCACUCCUUCUCCAUUUCUCUUCUUUUCAUUCCUUCUGCUAUGCUUCACAUCCCUUGCUUUUGGACAAAAUAUCACUCACCCAGACGAAGUGAAAGCUCUGAAAGAUAUAGGCAACAUCCUUGGUAAUAAGAACUGGGACACAAAUAUAGAUCCAUGCAGUAAUAAACCUCCCUGGAAUGUAACUAUUGACAAAGACAAAGCCAACUAUGUCAGAUGCAACUGUUCUAUCUCCAUUGACGGCUUUUGUCAUGUUGUUUCAAUAAUGCUGAAAACACAAAAUCUUUCAGGCACUCUCCCACCUGAAUUGACAGGGCUACCUCACCUUGAAGAAAUUGACCUCACUCGCAAUUAUCUUAAUGGAACAAUACCUGUUGCAUGGGGCUCCUCCAAACUUCGCAUUAUUUCUCUUCUUGGAAAUCGACUUACUGGUCCCAUCCCAAAAGAGAUUGGAAACAUCACAACCCUCGAAAGUUUGGUCCUUGAAUUCAAUCAAUUCACUGGAAAUAUUACAUCGGAUCUUGGAAACCUUUCUAACCUCCAAAGAUUGCAUCUUACUUCUAACAACUUCACUGGAGAACUUCCUGAAACUUUGGCUAAGCUUACAUCAUUGAGAGAGCUCCGUCUUAAUGACAAUAACUUCUCUGGAAGGAUACCCAGUUUUAUUCAAAGAUGGACAAAUCUUGAAAUAUUAGAAAUUCAAGGUAGUGGUUUAAGUGGGCCAAUUCCUUCUGAAAUUUCAUUUCUGCACAACUUAGAUGAUUUGAGAAUUACUGACUUGACUAAUGGAUCGGAUUCCACUUUCCCACAAAUUAAUAAUAUGACAAAGUUGGAAACACUGAUACUAAGGAACUGCCAAAUUAGCGACGAAUUACCUCCGUAUCUUGGGAGCAUGACAAGCAUUAACAUGAAAACCUUAGACCUAAGCUUUAACAAAUUACGCGGAGAGAUUCCAGAGACAUUUGAAAAGCUAUUAUCAAUACCCACACGCGUAUAUCUCACUGGAAAUCUACUUAAUGGAACACUACCUUCGUGGGUAGCUAAUGGAGUUAAAUCUGGGAAAUCAAUAGAUCUUUCAUACAACAAAUUCACCGAUAAAAACUCCGAAGCAUGCCAAGAGACUGAAGGCGAAAUGAACUUGUUUGAAAGCUUCCCAAUGAGCCAAAGGGGAGCUGUUACUUGUCUGACUAGUGGAAACUGUACGACAACCUUUGAUUAUUUCCAUAUAAAUUGUGGUGGUGAACAAGUGAAAAGUAGUGAAGGUAUACUAUACGAUGAAAACUCGGAUCCAUCGGGAGCAGCAACAUCUAAAAUGCCCAAAGAAAACUGGGCAUUUAGCAAUACCGGUCAUUUCUUGGAUGCUAAUACUAAUGCAAAAGUCUAUAUCCAAAAAAGUCAAAAUACGCUUUCUAUGACAGACUCUGCAUUGUAUCGGACUGCACGUGUAUCUCCCAUUUCCUUGACUUAUUACGGAACGUGUCUGAAAAAUGGAGAGUACACAGUAUCACUGCAUUUUGCAGAGAUCGUGUUCACUGAUGAUAACACAUAUAGCAGUCUUGGAAGACGUAUAUUUGAUGUUUACAUUCAGGAAAAGCUAGAAUUGAAGGAUUUCAAUAUUGCAAAUGAAGCAGGAGGAGUUGGAAAGAACAUCACAAAAAGAAUUUCAACUACUGUUAGUAAUGGAACUUUAAACAUUCGGUUUUAUUGGGCUGGAAAAGGAACAACUGCUAUCCCAUAUAAAUCAGUAUAUGGGCCUCUUAUAUCAGCUAUAUCUGCCACUCGUGUAAACAGUUCCAGCAAAGGUCCACGUGACAUGGCUAUGGGGGUUGUAAUUGGGAUAGCAGUUUCUGCAAUAAUAUUUGUCAUACUUGUUGUACUUGCCUGGAGACUUCAUAUUGGCAAAAGAAAUUCAUUAACAAAAGAGUUAAAGCAUUUAAAUUUGCAAGUGGGUUUGUUUACUAUGCGUCAAAUAAAAGUUGCAACGAAUAACUUUGAUAUUGCUAAUAAGAUUGGAGAAGGAGGCUUUGGUCCUGUCUACAAGGGUACUUUAUCGGAUGGCACAACAAUAGCAGUUAAGAUGCUUUCAUCAAAGUCUAAGCAAGGGAACCGUGAGUUUAUAAAUGAGAUAGGGUUGAUUUCUGCUUUGCAACACCCUUGUCUUGUCAAACUUUACGGUUGUUGUGUUGAGGGAAAUCAGUUGUUGCUGGUUUACGAAUAUCUGGAAAACAAUAGUCUUGCACAUGCUUUAUUUAGAAAUGAAGAAUCUUGUUUGCGAUUGGAUUGGCCAACCAGGCACAAGAUUUGUGUUGGUAUAGCUAGAGGUUUGGCUUUCCUACAUGAAGAAUCAAGAUUAAAAGUUGUUCACAGAGACAUAAAGGCUACUAAUGUGUUGUUAGACAAAGAUCUUAAUCCUAAGAUAUCUGAUUUUGGUCUUGCAAAGCUUGAUGAUGAAGACAACACUCACAUAAGCACAAGAAUAGCUGGGACUUAUGGAUAUAUGGCUCCAGAAUAUGCAAUGCAUGGUUAUUUAACUGAUAAAGCAGAUGUGUAUAGUUUUGGAGUGGUUGCCUUGGAAAUUGUUACUGGAAAGAGUAAUACCAUCCCGAGACCCAAGCAAGAAGCAUUGCAUCUUUUAGAUUGGGCACAUAUAUUGAAAGAGAAAGGGAAUCUGAUGGAGCUUAUUGAUAGAAGAUUAGGAACAAAUUUCAAUGAAAAAGAGGUUAUGAUGAUGAUAAAAGUGGGUCUUCUGUGCACAAAUGCCACUGCAAACCUUAGACCUACCAUGUCAUCAGUUCUUAGCAUGCUUGAAGGAAAAACUGUGAUUCCAGAAUUUGUUUCAGAUUCAUCUGAAGUAAUGGAUGAAAAGAAGCAAGAGGCUAUGAGACAAUAUUACUCUCAAAUGGAAGAAAAUGAGAUCAAUGAAACACAUAGAUAUGAUAGUUCAUCAAAAGAUGGGCCAUGGACUGCUUCUUCUUCAUCAGCUGCAGAUUUAUAUCCUGUCCAUACUGAUUCUUCUUAUUGGGAGAAAAGAAAUUAGAAGGGUGUAAUUUUGUUUUCACACUAUUUUCCAAACCAUAAUUGUGAUAUUAUAUAUUAAUUAUGAUAAGGUUUUUAAUAGUUAUUGUAAUGAUUAGUUAACAUAAUGUGUUACACUCUUUACCAACUAUAUAAU